UACUCCAGUGGGUCAUAAAAACUAUUUUAGUCCAUUCCAACAUCAGCCGCCAAGGCCUUCAAACGCUUUCUUUCCCUUUAAUAGCCCCCGGAAGCCUAAUAUCCAAACUCAACGUCCAUUUCCUCGGCUCUAUCUAUACGCACCGAGAAAGUGAGUGCUCGCUUGUCUCCGCCGAGAGUCCGAUAAUCUGAGGCGCCACUCAAAACCAAAUUCAUACUACUUUCACCAUUCCUCUCAAAAUCUUGAAUAUCAUUUUUUUUUAAAGUUUUAAAUGGCUACCCAGAGGCUCUCUUUUUUCCCAAUUGCGAUUUCUACUAGCCAAUCUCUACCUUCCAAACGCCACGGUUAUUGUCUCUCUCUUCCUUCGAGCUCUCUCUAUGGCAACAAGCUUUUACUUGAAACCUCCAAUUUGAGCCGUUUCGUCGCCAAAUACCAUCCCUCAACCACUGCAACGGUGUCGUUUAGCCUCCCAGCGAAACCAGAGAGGACAUCUUCCGAGAAAUCCCCUAAAUGGUCUGCCAGAUCUAUAAAGUCCUUCGCAAUGGGGGAAGUGGAGGCAAGGAAGCUCAAGUAUCCAAAUACGGGGACUGAAUCACUUCUUAUGGGAAUUCUGGUUGAGGGAACAAGCCAAGCUGCAAAAUUUUUGAGGGCUAAUGGAAUCACACAUUUCAAGGUGCGAGAGGAAACAGUGGACUUACUUGGAAAGUCAGAUAUGCUUUAUCCCGGCCCUGUACGUCCUCCAUUAACUAUACAAGCUCAAAGGGUCCUUGAUUGGGUUGUUGAUGAAAAACUAAAGUCAGGUGAAAGUGGGGAAAUAACCACAACUUACUUGCUUCUUGGUAUUUGGUCAGAAAAACAAUCAGCAGGCCACAAGAUCUUGGCCAAAUUAGGUUUUAACGAUGAGAAAGCCAAAGAAAUUGCGAAAUAUAUUAAUGAGGAAAUUGUUUUGAAUCAUAAGUAGGAGGUAAAAAAUUUUCUGCGUUUUCGAAGUUUGUACCAUCUUUUUGAUGCAUCUUCCAAAUGCUAGAUGCUUCUUGAGGGAGCAAGUAAUGCAACUUAUGAGGGUCUUCUGCCCUUGUUAGUGGUUCAAAGUUUAAACAUGAAUACUUAUUGUUUUUUUGGGAAUUAACUGAAAAUGUUCAGAGCUUUAAACUUUUCUCAGGAAUGUGUGCAUAACUGUUGACGAGGCAUUUUCAAGCUGCUUAUCCAAUUUGUUUAAGCUAGAUGUUCAUCUUUGCAUCAAUAGCGGAUUGUAUUCACAACCUUUUUUUUCCUUAAUUAAUCUGAAUGACUUGGCGGAGGAAAAAAAAUGUUCCUAGCUGUUGAAAGAACUGCUCUUGGUCUUGGGAAUAUCCUAGGAAGGAAGGCAAUCUCUCCUCCAAGAUGGAUGGACUUAAUCCAAUAGCCGAAAUAGUCAAAGAAGAUGGCAUAGAAUGAAAGCUGGGAGGGAGGUGAAGAUCCUUUUCAUCAGUAUUUAAGAUAACCAGACGGACAGAACAGAAUCCCUUAUGAAAGAAAAAGCUUCUCAUGAAUCGGGAUAGGGUGCAGGCGAUGCCGAAUUGAGAAACCUUCCUACCCAAUAAUCUUUCUAAAGUGCCUAAGGUGCCUUUCUUACCCUGGCGAAUCUUUUCCCAUCUCUAAAUAAAGGGCGUGCAGUAACUUCCCAUGUCUGUAGCCGAUAGCCAAUUCCUGGCUAUCAUGAUUGACUCUAUGCCUUGCCUUCCUGCUGGCUGGUUAGCUGUACCCCGGCGAUCUCUUAUUUAGUUGGUUGGUCUGUCACUGUCUCUCGACUCUCCGGUUAGUAGGUCAAUCAAUAUCGGUUCCUCUCACCAGAAUAGAGAAAUGGUUAAUGAUGCAAUCAUCUAAUUAUAUUAUUUCAUCAUUAAGAUUCAUCCUGUCCAAAUAACUAAAAUCUCCAAAUGAAGUGAAAAUAUUAUUGAACCGUCAGAAUUUUUCCAAUUUUUUUUUUUUUUUAAAUUCUUAUCCACUGGAUGUUUGUGAAUAAUCCCCUUAGUUUGGUCAUGGUUGCUCAAGUUCUUGGAUUCUUACAAAUUAGAGGCUGUAAAAAAAACGAUAAAGUU
Molecule: messenger RNA, 2081 nt
Organism: Durio zibethinus
Lineage: Eukaryota; Viridiplantae; Streptophyta; Magnoliopsida; Malvales; Malvaceae
Source: RefSeq, a predicted model, not a curated record